Ochotona princeps (American pika) is the source of this 2837-nucleotide messenger RNA. It is a transcript of the gene COQ8A, whose product is annotated as coenzyme Q8A. Gene Ontology annotation, biological process: ubiquinone biosynthetic process. The transcript has 15 exons. Lineage: Eukaryota; Metazoa; Chordata; Mammalia; Lagomorpha; Ochotonidae. Bases 161 to 2110 code for a protein of 649 amino acids. Gene Ontology annotation, cellular component: extrinsic component of mitochondrial inner membrane. The record is from RefSeq and is a predicted model, not a curated record. Gene Ontology annotation, molecular function: kinase activity.
CGCUGAGGGGGCGGGGCCAAGCGUCGCUGGGCCUGCCCCGGAGGGGGCGAGUUGGUAAACAGAUCCGGAGCGCGUGUUGGGCGCCAGCGGUAGGGCCAGCGCGCUCGGAGGCCGCGCGAAGGUGACCGCGGAUCCCUGGUGUCUGCAGCCGGCCUGGAGGAUGGCUGCCAUGUUGGGAGAUGCCAUCAUGCUGGCCAAGGGCCUUGCCAAGCUGACCUGGGUGACCUUGGAAACCCACCUCCAGCACUUGGGCCUUGGCGGGGAGCUCAUCUUGGCAGCCAGGGCCCUGCAGUCCACGGCCGCGGAUCAAAUUGGCAUGGUCUUGGGGACGGUGCAGGGCCAGGCUGCACCUGAAGAACCUGCGCCCACCACCGAGAGCUUUGAGGACCUGGAAGGCGAGCUGCACUUUGCGGGGUCACAGGUGGCAGGGACCUCCACAGACUUCUCUGCGGCCUCCACCCCCGACCCGCUGGCUCCAUCCCUGAAUCCUGCCCACAGUGAGGGCCCGGCUCCUGCCUAUGUGGGCAGUGGGCCCUUCAGGGAACCUGGCUUCCCGGGCCAGGCGACUUCCCCACUGAGCAAAGUCAAUGGCAGGCUCUUUGCAGAUCCCAGAGACUUGUUCUGUGCCAUGGGCAGCCAGCGAAGGUUCUUCCACCAGGACCAGUCCCCCAUGGGGGGCCUCACAGCUGAGGACAUUGAGAAGGCCCGGCAGGCCAAGAAUCGCCCUGAGAGCAAGCCUCACAAGCAGAUGCUCAGCGAGCGGGCCCGGGAGCGGAAGGUGCCAGUUACACGCCUUGGGCGGCUGGCCAACUUUGGAGGUCUGGCGGUGGGCCUGGGCUUCGGGGCCCUGGCUGAGGUUGCCAAGAAGAGCCUGCGUCCUGAGGACCCCACAGGGAAGAAGGCCGUGCUGGACUCCAGCCCCUUCCUCUCGGAGGCCAACGCUGAGCGCAUCGUGAGCACACUGUGCAAGGUGCGCGGAGCGGCGCUCAAGCUGGGCCAGAUGCUGAGCAUCCAGGAUGACGCUUUCAUCAACCCCCACCUGGCCAAGAUCUUUGAGCGUGUGAGGCAGAGCGCCGAUUUCAUGCCGCUCAAGCAGAUGUUGAAAACCCUCAACAAUGACUUGGGCCCUAACUGGCGGGACAAGCUGGAGUACUUUGAGGAACGACCCUUUGCAGCAGCCUCCAUCGGGCAGGUGCACCUGGCCCGCAUGAAGGGUGGCCGAGAGGUGGCCAUGAAGAUCCAAUACCCCGGUGUGGCCCAGAGCAUCAACAGUGAUGUCAACAACCUCAUGGCUGUGCUGAACAUGAGCAACAUGCUUCCGGAAGGCCUGUUCCCUGAGCACCUGAUAGAUGUGCUGCGGCGGGAGCUGGCCCUUGAGUGCGACUACCAGCGGGAGGCUGCCUGCGCCAAGAAGUUCAGGGAGCUGCUGAAGGACCACCCCUUCUUCUACGUGCCUGAGGUCGUGGAUGAGCUGUGCAGCCCCCACGUGCUGACCACAGAGCUGGUGUCCGGCUUCCCCUUGGACCAGGCUGAAGGGCUGAGUCAGGAGAUUCGGAACGAGAUCUGCUACAACAUCCUGGUACUGUGCCUGAGAGAGCUGUUUGAGUUCCACUUCAUGCAGACAGAUCCCAACUGGUCCAACUUCUUCUAUGACCCUCAGCAGCACAAGGUGGCUCUUCUGGACUUCGGGGCAACGCGGGAAUAUGACAGAUCCUUCACCGAUGUCUAUAUCCAGAUCAUCAGGGCUGCUGCCGACAGGGACAGGGAGACUGUGCUGAAGAAGUCCAUAGAGAUGAAGUUCCUCACUGGCUACGAGGUCAAGGCCAUGGAAGAUGCCCACCUGGACGCCAUUCUCAUCUUGGGGGAGGCCUUUGCCUCGGAUGAACCCUUUGAUUUUGGCACCCAGAGCACCACCGAGAAGAUCCACAACCUGAUUCCCAUUAUGCUGAAGCACCGUCUCAUCCCACCCCCAGAAGAGACCUACUCCCUGCACAGGAAGAUGGGCGGCUCCUUCCUCAUCUGCUCCAAGCUGAAGGCCUGCUUCCCCUGCAAAGCCAUGUUUGAGGAGGCUUACAGCAACUACUGCAGGAGGCAGGCGGAACAGCAGUAGCUCAGGGCCAUGGCUGCAGGCUGUCCCCUACACGAAGCUCAAUCCCAGAGGUGGUGGUACAGAUGCCAACUCUGAGCCCUGUGGCCCGGCACGAAAGGGAGGAAGGUGCCAUGGAGCCCCCAAUGCCAGGGAUAAACAUGGUUUUCACUAAGUGGCUGUCAGGUAACAAGUGCAAGAAUGACAGUGAAAUUCCACUAUCUCAACACGCCCCCUCCUUGGAACUGUAGGUAAGAAAGCAGUUUUCUUUUUCCUAAAGUGAAUGUUAACCAGGGUUAAGAGUACUGACUCCUUCAUCUCUGCCACCAAAACCAAAACCAGAGAAAAAACUUUUUGGAUUUUCUCAGCUGUGCAGUGUGAGGUCUGUGUGUUUUCAGAAAGCAUUUGUGCUCUGCACCCUCUGCCCAUCCUGUGUGGUCUGGAGCUGGCAGAGGUGCUGCUGCUUGACCACAGAACAGCCAGGACAGCUCCAGCUGGACCUUACCCUUGGAAAACGGAAGCUACCCUCUGCAUCACGGUGGGGGGAAAAGGGGCUGUGAGGCACAGCUCCCACCUGCCACUGGAAGGUGACAUAGCAAGGGUCAGCCCUGCCUGUCCCCCGUGCAGGGCCUUGGACAGGACAGGUGUCACUGCUUACACUGGAGGGUCAGCACAGGCUCUGGGGUUUCGUAUGAGUCUUGUAAUGAUCUAAUUUACAUUGUUUCUGUCCAAUAAAAAAGUGCCUGUGAAA